Molecule: messenger RNA, 781 nt
Organism: Aspergillus caelatus
Lineage: Eukaryota; Fungi; Ascomycota; Eurotiomycetes; Eurotiales; Aspergillaceae
Exons: 1
Coding region: 53-703 (216 amino acids)
Source: RefSeq, a predicted model, not a curated record
AAGUAACGUAUCUGAUAGGCUGAGAACUGCUUUCUUCAACCAUUCAGCGGUUAUGGCCAUGCAGCUUUAUAGCACAGAGUUAUGUUUGUACCAACUGAGCCUUUCUCAGAAAAGCGCAAUGUCCUCUCGAUCAGCAUAUUCUAUAGUCUCCGAGACUUGGUGGGACGAGAUCUUCUGUUCUGGCCUUACCGCGGCGGAGAACAUUCUAAACAUGUACAUGGGGCUGCCGCCAGGGGGCGAACAGGCGUUCAACAACACUCAGUGGGUACAAAUGGCGUUCUGCAUACUGGUUGCUUCCCGGCAAGUCGUCGCAGCUUCACGCAUGGGAAAGGCGACACUACUUCCACAGAUUCACACGUGGCCGGAAACUCUAGAGAAACUGCGGCAGCGCCUGGAAGCAUUAUCUACAACGCAGGUGGAUCUGGAUGGCGAUCGGGAUGUCUUUAAUGAAUUUGAGAAACGCGUUUGUCGCAUCCAGGGCUGGUUCGAUCGCAACUUCGAUAACUCAGAAUCAGCCUUUCCCCCACGGAGCCUUACCGAAAGACAAGAUGUAGGUCUAGAUGCUGCAACUGGACUGCCGUAUGGCGCUUCGAUUGUUUCCUUGGACAUGUCAGGGCGUCCGUCACCGAUUGGGGAUGACUUUCAGUUGGCUGGGGAUUUCUUCCUCCCUUCAAGUCUUGAAAUGAUGACUGAUUGGAUAUAAUACGUUGUCCCGCAUUAAUCAGCCUACAGAGAUUUGGCCAGUGCCUGGCUGUAUAUGUACCAACCUGCUACUAACUUU